Messenger RNA from Periophthalmus magnuspinnatus, 2175 nucleotides. RefSeq names its product protein phosphatase with EF-hand domain 2a (gene ppef2a). The coding region runs from base 1 to 2175 and encodes 724 amino acids. Gene Ontology annotation, biological process: negative regulation of MAPK cascade; detection of stimulus involved in sensory perception. Gene Ontology annotation, cellular component: cytosol; nucleus. The record is from RefSeq and is a predicted model, not a curated record. Gene Ontology annotation, molecular function: protein serine/threonine phosphatase activity; manganese ion binding; iron ion binding. The transcript is spliced from 16 exons. NCBI's taxonomy places the organism in Eukaryota, Metazoa, Chordata, Actinopteri, Gobiiformes, Gobiidae.
AUGCAACACAAAGCUGUUACAACCAUAAAAGCAGCCGUCCUGAUACAGCGAUGGUAUCGUCAGUACGUCGCUCGGACAGAAAUGAGGCGGAGAUGCACCUGGCACAUCUUCCAGUCCAUCGAAUAUUCAGGAGAACAGGCCCAGAUCAAGCUUUACAACUUCCUUGGGUAUCUCAUGGACAAUUUCACUCCAUCAAGCAAUGAACGUAAAUUAAUCUCCCACAUCUUCAGAGAGAACGAUGUGUGUCGCGACGCAGAAUGGGAGCGCUAUUUCUGCUACAAGAACAUUGAGGUUCCAGAGAUCUACUCCGGUCCUCACUUAACCUUCCCUCUGACGGUGGAGCAGGCCAUGGGUUUGGUGGAGGCUUUUAGGAACAAAAAGCAACUGCACUCCCGUUACAUCCUCCAGCUGCUUCUCGAGACGUGGAAGCUGCUCCGAAAGUUGCCAAACAUCAACCGCAUUUCCACUUGUCAGAGCAAAGAGAUAACUAUUUGUGGUGAUUUGCACGGCCAGUUGGAAGAUCUGCUUCUUAUUUUCUACAAGAAUGGCAUGCCGUCUCUGGAGAAGCCCUACGUGUUUAAUGGAGAUUUUGUGGAUCGUGGACACGACUCCAUCGAGAUCCUCAUUAUUCUGUUUGCAUUUCUCCUGCUGUAUCCCAGCAAUGUUUAUCUGAACAGAGGAAACCACGAGGACCACAUCGUUAACCUGAGGUAUGGCUUCACCAAAGAAGUUUUAACCAAAUAUAAGAUGCACGGCAAGCGCAUUUUAAAGCUGCUGCAGAAGAUUUUCAGCUGGUUACCGUUGGCGACAGUGAUUGAUCAGCGAGUGUUGGUGAUUCACGGUGGAAUCUCCGACAGCACCGACCUCGGCAUCAUCGCGAGAGUCGACAGGCACAAAUAUAUUUCAGCUUUGAGGCCUCCAAAAAGAAGAGUGACGAGUUCGGCUGGAAUGUCCAUCGACUCUGAAGCGGACGAGGAAUGGUCCAACAGUAAGUUCCUGCAGCGGAGAGCCUCUAUGACGUAUCCUAAACCGUUUGGGACCCGGAGCAACUUCCAGAACCGCUCGCUCCAGGACUUUUCGGACCGGAUCAGAGAGAAAGUGGAGGACGAGGUGGAGCUGUGCAGGAGGAGAACGCUCCACCUGGAAGAACAAAACCAGAACGAUGAAAAUGAACAGUGUGUCUCUAUACAGUCGGUCAACAGCGACAACGCCAAAGAGGAGUGGAAACAGAUCCUAGACCUGCUAUGGAGCGACCCCAUGGUUCAGGACGGCUGCAUUCCCAACGAGGUGAGGGGCGGGGGCUGCUACUGGGGGCCCGACGUGACCGAGUACUUCCUGAACAGACACAACCUGCAGCUGCUGAUCCGCUCCCACGAGUGUAAACAGGAGGGAUACGAGUUCUGCCACAACCGCAAGGUUUUGACUUUGUUUUCUGCGUCUAAUUACUACGAUGUUGGAAGCAAUAGAGGUGCCUACGUGAAGCUGGGGCCAGACCUUGUGCCUUAUAUGGUCCAAUACCAGGCCACGAGUAUGACCCGGGAGCUCACCGUCAGACAGAGUGUGGGACGCACUGAGCGCUCGGCCCUCAAAGUCCUACGAGAACAGCUGUUUGCGCACAAGUCUGACCUCCUGAGUACCUUCAGAGUGUAUGACACAGAAAACACAGGUCUGAUAAAUCUGAGCGACUGGGCUGAAGCAGUGGAGAGUGUGAUGCAUCUGGGUUUGCCCUGGAGGAUGCUGCGCUCGCAGCUCGUCACGUGUAAAUCCAGUGAAGGAAUGAUCAGUUACUACGAGUGGUUCAACGAGCUCACCAUCAAAAAACCUCAGACUGACCACAUCGACGAGGGUUUGAUCGAGACGCUGUAUCGCCAUCGCUCCACCAUCGAGACCAUCUUCAGGAUCGUAGACACAGACAACUCAGGUUUCAUCACCAUCGAGGACUUCAGACAAACGUGGAAACUUCUGAGCAUCUACCUGAAGAUGGAGAUCACUGACGAGGCCAUCUCUGACCUGGCAGUGACCAUAGACAGUAACAACGACGGCUGCAUCGACAUAGACGAGUUCAUGGAGGCUUUUCGUCUCACGGACAAAAAAAGUCGUCUGGAAAGAGGCCGCAGCAUGUUUAUGGGAACCGCAACGGAUCUGACCAAACUUGAAGGAGAUCCCAACAUUUGA